UUGACUUUAAAGGUUUGGUUUUUUUAAACCAACAAUCUUGGAAAAAACUCUAGAGAACCCCCAUUGAUCUAGCCAGAGAUGGAAUCCAUUCUUCUAGAGAAGAUAGGAUUAUUCUCCAACAAGAUCUCUAAAGACGAUCUGAAACCAGGAGACCACAUCUAUUCAUGGCGUAACGCUUAUAUCUAUUCUCAUCACGGAAUCUACAUAGGAGACGGAAAGGUCAUUCAUUUCACACGUGGAGGCGGUCUUGAAAUCGGAACGGGAACUUUUUUGGACAAGCUCAUCGUCAGCUCUAUUACCAAUCACGGAGGAGACAACCCUUGUCCUAACUGUGGAGGAAAGCAAUCCAACACGCAUGGAGUUAUCUCUUCUUGUCUCGAUUGCUUUCUCUCCGGAGGAGAUCUCCUUCGCUUCGAGUACAGUGUCUCUCCGGCUCUGUUCAUGUCCAAGCUCCGAGGCGGUACCUGCACGACGGCGGCUUCGGAUCCUUCGGAGGAAGUGAUCUCUCGUGCGGAGUUUCUUUUGCUGAGAAAUGGGUUUGGUGAGUACCAUGUGUUCGAGAAUAACUGUGAGGAUUUUGCGAUGUACUGUAAGACGGGUUUGGUGGUGGGGAGAAGCUAUGUGCUUGGGAGAAGCGGCCAGGCUAACUCGGUGAGUGCGGCUGCGUGUGUUGCGCGUAUGGUUAGUCCUUGGGCUAGUAAUGCUAUACGUCUCUGUUCGGAUGUUGGUAUGCGGAGUGAUGCUGUUAAAGUGCCUGUGGAGAGUCUCGUUGCUCGGUUUAAUCAGGCUGAUACAUUGGCAAAGGAGAGCUGAGUUUGGUUUGGUUCUGAUUGUGUGCAAUGUGUGUAUUUGAUUGUUGGUUAAUGCCAGAUUGAAUCUGCUUCUAAAUUCUUUGAAUUGUGUAACUCUAUUGUAAUGAUGUGUGAAUACAGUUUAAUUGAGAUCUUCAUUGUU
Molecule: messenger RNA, 954 nt
Organism: Brassica rapa (field mustard)
Lineage: Eukaryota; Viridiplantae; Streptophyta; Magnoliopsida; Brassicales; Brassicaceae
Source: RefSeq, a predicted model, not a curated record